This is a messenger RNA of Rotaria socialis, 2967 nucleotides long. NCBI's taxonomy places the organism in Eukaryota, Metazoa, Rotifera, Eurotatoria, Philodinida, Philodinidae. The record is from the annotation of a GenBank genome assembly.
AUGCCUUCUAAAAAAAAAGGUGCACGAAUGAAUCGAUCCAUUCGUGCAUUUCGUCGAAUAUCUGGUUUGAGACUUACCGAUCUUCUAAAAUUUAUCUCUUCUUUACUACUACCACUCUCGUUCGGUGUUUUUACUAUCAUAAUUACUUUUCAGCAGCAAAGUGCAGCGAAACAACAACGUGACGAAGAUCGAAAUGCAUCGCAACUACAGCGAGAACAAGAAAGAGACCUGGAUGAGCAAAGAUAUAGAAAUAAAAUUUUUGGUGUCUAUAUUAAAGAAAUGGGUCAACUAUUAAAGGAAAACCAUAGAGCAAUGAUUUCGAAAGAAUUCAUGGCUACACUGUCUCGAGUGAACACUCUGAAUAUAUUUCGUCAACUGGACGGUCAGCGUAAUAUUCGUAUUAUUCGAUUUCUCUAUGAAGCUAAACAACUUUCUGAAGUAAAAGAACAUUCGCCAUUGGAUCUCUCAACAGCAAAACUUCUCGAUAUCGAUUUUCGUGAUUUAGCAGUAGAUGAAAAACGAUUGAAUCAACUGUCGUUGGCUGGUAUUUUUCUAACAAAUAUCACAUUUGUGGGGAUUGAGAUGACCCAUGUUAAUUUUUCUCAUAAUCAUUUCGAUACGGCUAAUUUUUUAUUAGUACAACUACGGAAUACCAAUUUUUCAUUCACAAGAGUUAGCAAUUCUAACUUUUCAUCCUCUGUUAUCUUCAAUACUACUUUUGCACACGGUCAAUUAAAAAAAAUCAACUUUUCAUCUUCUCAGCUUGAUACUGUUAACUUAUCAUUGACCAAAAUCGAUAAUGUGAACUUUUCAUUUGGAAAUAUUCUUAAUAUCAAUUUUAAAUUCAGCUCUUUCCAAAAUGUGAGUUUUUCGUCAUCUAUAUUUUACAAUGUUGAUUUUUCCUCGGCUUCGCUUUCUGAUGUCGACUUUUCUUUGUCUCUAAUGAAUAAUGUGGAUUUUUCCUUUGCUUUAUUGGUCAACGUUAAUUUUUCAUAUGGACAACUUAUGAAUGUCAAUUUUUUAUCUGCCAAACUACUCAAUGUCAAUUUUUUCUCGACUAAACUCAGUCACCCUCAAUUUUUGUCUACUCAAAUCACCAACUCAGAUUUAUCAUUGGCUAUUUUAGCGUCAGCUAAUUUUCGCGGGGCUAAAGUAUUUUACACGAAUUUUCAACAAACAACUUGUGUUGCAGCCAAUUUCCAUUCGUCUGUUAUAUUAAAUUCUACCUUUUGGUAUUCGAAUCUUAAGCGUGCUUCGUUUGCUGGAGUUCACUUAACCAAUGUUAACUUUUCCCGAGCCAACCUUCACGAAACUAGCUUUUUGGAUGUUACAUUUACAGGCUUUGACUUACUAACUGCUCUCUCUAUUCGAGAUGCUCAACUAUCUUAUGAUACGAACUUGAUCGACGAUGAUCAAACUGAUUGCAAUACAGCUCUCGUUAAUAGUUGGACAUUGCAAACUAGUUAUGUUAUUACGAUGAUGUCCGAAAAGAAUAAUAGUAAUUGUCGGCUUAUCUUAAAAUCCCUUACUACUGGAGCUACUAUAUUGCGACGUGUCAGUUUAGUUAAUAGAUGGGACUCGAGAUCUUGGCCAUACUCUAAAGCGAUUCUGAGUGCAAACAUGAGCAUAGGUGUAUUCAUCGAAUUGAGAGGAACCAAUAGCGAUGGCAUAGUCUUGGCUCAGCGAACAUUAAAUUCGACUAAAAUGAGCGCCAGUUUGAUGUUACAAGAUGAUAUUCAGGAACUUCAAGUAUCCAUUGAGUUUCAUGCAUUCAACAAUCAAAGUGGUGUUACAAAUUACUGGUGCGAUGAUAUCAAUCUAUUUAUCAUUUAUGGUACAUAUUUAGAGUUUUUACGAGUCUUACCUCAUAUUCCAGAAAAUGCCCGAUGGACACAAAAUGGGACAACUGUUGCUGGAGGUCAUGGUUUUGGUGAUACCUCCAAUCAACUUGCCAUUCCCUGUAGUCUCUUCGUUGAUGACAAUCAAACGUUGUUCAUUGUCGAUCACGGCAAUAGUCGUAUAAUUCGAUGGAAACUGCAUGAUAAAGAAGGACAAGUAGUCGCUAGUGACUAUACUGAAGGUAAUGGGUUGAAUUCAUUACAAUAUCCUAGCGAUGUCUUGCUUGACAAGGAGACAGACAGUCUUAUCAUUUGUGAUCAAUACAAUCAACAAGUUUUACAGUUGUCUCUUCGUGAUAACACAACUCAAGGAGAAAUUAUUCUCGACAAGAUUGAUUGUUACGGUUUGGCUAUGAGUGACCAUAGAUUUCUUUAUGUUUCUGAUAACGUAAAGCACGAAGUCAGACGAUAUCUACUCGGACAUAAAAAUGGAAUGUUGGUGGCUGGUGGUCGCGAAGAAGGAGAUCGUCUCGAUCAGUUGAAUGAACCAACCUUUAUCUUUGUCGAUCGACAACAGGCUGUCUAUGUUUCAGACAAGAAUAAUCAUCGUGUAAUGAAAUGGGACAGAGAUGCAAAUGAAGGUAUUGUUGUUGCUGGGGGCCAAGGUGAGGGAAGUGCUCUAACACAAUUAGCAAAUCCUAGAGGACUGUUCGUCGAUAGUUUGGAUAGACUCUAUGUAGCAGAUACGGAUAAUGAUCGAGUGAUGCGUUGGCCAAAAGGAGCGACACAAGGCACUGUUAUUAUGGGUGGCAACGGUGUAGGAGACAAAGAAAAUCAAUUCGAUGGCCCAUGGGGCUUGUCAUACGAUCGACAUGUUCUAUCAUCUGAUUCUGAUACAUCAAUUCAUGAGAAUGAAUUGACAACACAAGCAGCGACAACAAUUCGAAACCAAACAAAUUCAUUAAUAUCUAAUAUCAACCGUACAGGUUCGAAUGAAUUAUAUGUAUCAUCACAAGAUAAUCUAAGUCAUGAACAACUUGAAAGUUCAUCAACAUUACUUAACGCCAACAAUGUUACAACUGCUUUAACUGAUAUAAAUGAAAUAAAUAGUAACACAUUUUCAUUCUGA